Messenger RNA from Micropterus salmoides (largemouth bass), 3963 nucleotides. It is a transcript of the gene map2, whose product is annotated as microtubule-associated protein 2. The transcript has 13 exons. Gene Ontology annotation, cellular component: neuron projection. The record is from RefSeq and is a predicted model, not a curated record. Gene Ontology annotation, biological process: microtubule cytoskeleton organization; neuron projection development. The coding region runs from base 29 to 2353 and encodes 774 amino acids. Gene Ontology annotation, molecular function: microtubule binding. Lineage: Eukaryota; Metazoa; Chordata; Actinopteri; Centrarchiformes; Centrarchidae.
AGAGAAGCUAGAGAAGGAACUAAGAGAGAUGGAGGAGAAAGAAAAGCUAGAGAAGGAACUAAAAGAGAAGGAGGAGAAAGAGAAGCUUGAAAAGGAACUGAAAGAGAAGGAAGAGAGAGAGAAAGUGGCUGAGAUGGACAAAAAGCCUGAGGAGAUAGAAAGACAGCCAGAGGGGAAAGUAGCCAUGCAGCCUGUGGAGAAAAAAUCUGAAAAACCAGUUGGGGCUGACAAGGAGCAUGAGGAAGGUGAGCAAGACAUGUUAGAGAAAGCAGAGACAGGGGCAGAGGCAGCAAUGGUGAAGGAGAUCCCAGAGACUCGCGCUGCCAUCGAAUCAGUGGUGACAGUUGAGGAUGAUUUUAUCACUGUGGUCCAGACCAUCGAUGAAGCAGAGGAGCCGGGGCACAGCGUUCGUUUCUCUGCUCCGCCUGAGGCUGAAGCCCUUUGUGUCGUUGCCCAGGAGGAGGAAGAGGAGGAAGAGGAGGAGUCUGUGGAGUUGGCCCAAGAAGCAGACAUGGAGGCUGCCAGUCUAGAGGAUGUUCCUGAGACUCCUGCCUCCCCAGAGAAGGCCGCUCAAACAGUAGAAACCGAAGGUCCGACAGAAAGCUACGACAGAGAUGAAACCACAAUGGACGACUCCAUCCUGGACAGCUCCUGGGUUGACACACAAGAUGAUGAUAAGAGUAUGGCAACGGAGCAGAUUGAGCCUUUGCCCAAGAUGUCCACCCCAGUCAAACCAUCUGCUGUGGUCCAGAACAAGCAGGCACAACAGAAAAAGGCAGAGAAACUGGAAAAACCUGUAAAACCAAAGGUUAAGGGAGGGCGGGCUAAAGGCCGAAUCUCCACACCAGAACGCAAACCUGUCCGCAAAGAACCUGUCUACAUCCCCAGAGAGGAAGUCAAGAAGAAAAAAGCUGUGAUAAAGACGACUGAGCUCACCAAAAAAAUGGAGACUCAGACUCAAUCCCCAUCCAAGAGGAGUUUGAUGAAACCAGCCAUCCGCCAGAACCGCCCCACCCAGCACCACUCCUGUCCUAGGAGGAGACACACAGAGACGCUACCAGACAGUCGUCAGCCUCUCAGUGUUGCCAGACAGUCUCGCGACAGAGCAUCGUGCCAUGCCCAUCGUUUGCCAUUAACAAAGAUCCCCACCUCCAUAUCCAGACUGGCUGCCUCAUUAGAUAGACCUCGCCCAUCCUCAGCAGAACCUCUAGGCUCCCCAGUAUUACAGAGACCCAUAGCCAAGGACGGUGGGUCAUGGAGCCCUGACACGAGGUCCUCUCUGCCGCGGCAUGCCUCCAUUCUGAGUCGCCGUGGAUAUCACGACCAAGAGGAGAGCUCCACCUCCAUCACCAGCUCCGGCUCCACGGCACCUCGCAGACCCACAUCGUUUCGCCCAGAGAUGAGGGCAGAGCAUAGGACAGGACGAGCCCCUAGUAUGACAGUUACAGAAACAGUGCGCUCCCGUUCAGCUCGCAGUGGCCACUCAACCCCCCGCACCCCUGGCUCCACAGCGAUCACCCCAGGAACCCCUCCCAGCUACUCAUCUUCCUCAAGGACCCCUGGAACCCCACGCUCCCUGAGCUUGAUUUCCCAGGAGAGGAAGGUGGCUGUGGUCCGCACCCCACCCAAGUCACCUGCAACCACUCCCAAGCAGCUCCGCAUCAUCAACCAGCCACUGCCUGACUUCAAGAACAUCAAGUCCAAGAUCGGCUCUACAGAGAAUAUCAAGUACCAGCCUAAAGGAGGACAGAUUCAUAUUUUAAACAAGAAGCUGGACUUCAGUCACGUACUGCCAAAAUGCAGCUCCAAGGAAAAUCUGAAGCACUCUCCCGAUGGAGGAAAUGUUCUCAUCCCUACUGUUAAGCUGGACUAUAGCCAUGUUCAGUCUAGGUGUGGGUCCUUGGACAGGCGGGGCUACUCGGCACGAGGUGGAAACGUGCAGAUACAGAACAAGAAGAUUGACUUGAGCCACGUGACCUCCAAGUGUGGCUCUCUAGACAACAUCCAUCAUCGGCCAGGGGGCGGUAACGUGCGUAUAGAGAGUGUGAAGUUGGACUUUAAAGACAAAGCCCAAGCCAAGGUGGGUUCCCUGGAUAAUGCUCACCACAUUCCUGGUGGAGGCCAUUUUAUGAUUGAGAGCCACAGGCUGAUGUUUCGCGACCAGGCCAAGGCACGAGUGGACCACGGAGCCGAGAUCAUUGUCCAGUCGCCGGGCCUGUCCAGCUCUGUGUCUCCCCAACGCCAUCGGGAGAGCCAACUAUCAUCCUCCGGCAGUCUCAACAUUACAGAGUCGCCGCAGUUAGCAACCCUGGCUGAGGAUGUCACUGCAGCUCUGGCCAAGCAGGGUCUGUGAACACUGGACCACUGGAUCCCUGGACAUCACUCGCCCUGAUUCCUUCAAACUUUUCUGCCCACUCCUGCCACCCUGAGGCCAACCUCAGCUAAACCACAGCCUCUAAACAUCUCCACUUCAAGAUCCAUCACUCCACUAUAAGUAGAGACUCGAAUUAGGAGCUACUGUACUUUGGUCCUCUUUAUUUCCUGUCUAUUUUAAACCCAAAUGUGCUAUUUCUGAUUCAUUUAGUUGACCUUUCUCUUUUUGAAUGAUGUUGCAUAGAAUAGUUCAGUCUGAGCACUGGUCCUCGAUUAAGUGGUAUAUACUAAGUGGGGACCAGGUAUUGGCUUGCCUGCUCCUGGUGUUUUGAAGAAGCUACAGCCUUUUUUUCUACAUUAAAUAAGAAGUAAAGUGGCCAGCACACCAUGCAGCACGUGUUGUUCCUGCUCAGUAAACGUGCAUGGACGCCAAACCCCCUAACAAACCGAGCAUCCUUACUGCAAGUCAUUUUUGUCAUCCAAUAUAUAAUAUAUUUAACAAAUAUAUAGAAACAUGUAUAAAAAUACCAGUUCUUUGCCAUCUACAUGUCCUGAAAACAUUUUAAAAGGAAGUGACAAUAUGGCUAUAAAAUAUACCUGUAAAAUUGCAUUACGCAAAAACUAGGUCAUGUUAUGACAAGCAUGUAUUGAUUCUAAUAUUAAAAGAGGCUAUUUUGUAAUCUUAAAAAAAGGAUUUUAAUAAGUUAUUUCCUCAGUUAUUGGGUAAAGAUUAAACAAGUUCAUGUUUUGUAGUUAUUAGUUGUUUACAGUGUAAUGCUUGGUGACAGUGUCAGACAGCUGAUUUGGUGUUGCUAAGGAAUGCAUCUCAGUCCUGUUAAAGAGCGUCAUACACAUAUACCUACUCAGUAGUUCAACACAGACUCCUGUUUAUAUAUCAGGAUAACAUUAAACACUGGAGCUCAUUUCACAAGCAUCCAUCCAAGAAGGAAACAGCCAAAAGAAUCAUGUCUCUACAGCUGCAGAUAUUCAGCUGACAUGAAUGAACAGUAUGGACAUUCCUCCGCUAACACAAUGCUGAGUUUGCACUCAUCAGGACUGUCUGAAGCGCAGGAGAAGGCGCUACAGAUGCGACUUGAGAUUUAGCAGAAGAUGCAGCUAUUCUGAAAUCUGUCUGUGUGUGUGCGUUUUGGUGCAGAUCCCAUGCUGUUUUACGAUGUAUGCUGCCGUAUCUGGGUGUUUUGUUGCAAUAUGUGGGAGACGAAAGUUGGAAAAAAUAUUUUGAAAAAUCCAUUAAAAAGACAAUUCAUGAAAGAAAAAUAAAACAGCCGAGGUAACUCGGAACCUGUUACAUCUGUUAGGAAAAAGUGUUUGGGUGAUCUAGUUUCUUUUUCAGACUCCAUUUGUGGUAUAUCCUGCCUCCUGCCUAAUUACUGCCCUCACCUGCGACCGUUUGUUUGCUUCUGUGUUUUUUCUGCAUAACCCAUCUCCGUGUGACCCCUUCCCACCUCCUGCUCCACCCUACAGCAACUGUAAAUGUACUUAAAAGGUCAAGUAGAUGUACGCAGUUUUUUUCUUGUUGAUAUGACACCAAUUACAAUAAUUAAUGACAAUAAAAAGGACAAAAAGUGA